GCUCGGGUGGGGAGGCUCGGGUGCCGACGCCGUUGGGCCGCCACGGCCUCCUCGCUCUCCGCUCGGGGCUCGGGGCCACUGCGCUGGGGAGGCCGGCCGCCCGGGGCGCAUCGAGUCAGACCUUCAAGUACUUUGUGCCAAAUCACUACCACCUGCCACAUGAGUCUAAGUCAUGACCGACGCCAAGUAUGUCCUCUGCAGAUGGGAAAAGCGAUUAUGGCCUGCAAAGGUUUUGGCCAGAACGGAGGUGGCAACAAAAAAUAAGAGGAAAAAGGAAUUUUUUCUAAGUGUUCAAAUACUCUCCCUAGAUGAAAAGAAAACACGUUCGAAAAUGUCUUCGCGGCCUUGGCUGGUAGCAGGUAACGGGCGUUUCUGUCCCCGCAGGAUUGAGGUGAGGAGCACGGAAGUGGAGGCCUUGAGGGUGGCGCACAUCGAACGAAUCGCUUCCACGUUGGAGUCUACCCUGGGACCGAGCCUGUUCCGGACUCCCUGCGCGGCCGUCUGCGAGCGUUGGGAUCUGCUGGUCGCAUCCGUGGCCUCCGGUGUACAUAAGAAUGAGACCCGGACCUCCCAGAAUGAGGUUCCUGCUGAACCCCUAGAGGAGCUGGCCUACAGACGCUCGCUUCGAGUGGCCCUGGAUGUUUUGAACGAGAGCACAGGUCUGCCUCAAGAAAGCCCUUCUAGGGAAGAAAGAACUGCUCUGUGUUCACGAGAGAAGCCCAUGGAACUGGCCUCCUUGCUCUGUGGCCCUGCCUCUUCCUGCGUCCAGGAGGCUGUGCCGGGCAGAUCUGGACCCGAGAGGAGGGAACGUGUCCACCCGAGGCUGUCAGGUUCCCCCACUUGUCAAAAGGACCCCAAGUGCAAGGUGGACCACAAGAAGGAGCUCAGGAAGAGUGGAAGCCCACAAGCCUUGGUAGUCCCGCCAGCCAGAGGUGGUUCUCAGCAUGGUAGUGGGUCGAGAACGUGCUGUGCAAGUCGGACAACCCCUAGCAAAAGGGGAAGAAGUUCAGGUCGGGAGCCCACUGUGGGUCAGAGUGCCCCUUCCCUCUCGGAGGGAGACGACGAAGAAAGCCGCCUGCCAGCCCCCCGCUCACCUCCCACAGUGAAGGAGGAGGGUCUCUGGGCCAAAGGACGAGACCCCAGCUUACCUUUGCCUGGCCCCACCGGGCCCCCAGCCCCAGGGCGCCCAGCCUGCCCGGAUGCCCAAGGCCUCCCUGCCAAGCGGCCUUGCCCCGAUAGUGGCCAGAGGCCACCCGCGGCUCGGCUGGAGCCGGGGGCAGUGGCGUCCCCCAGGCAGGGGCCCGGGAGAUGCAGAGCUCUGCCCGGCGCUGCCAGACUCCACCUGCCUGCCCCCCGGGCAUCCACGGAGGAGACGGGAGAUCCUCGAGUCCUCGUGGAGGAAGCUAAAGCCCGUCCGACUUCGGGGGAGUCCGUGGAGCGUGCGCCCAUCCGUUCCGUUCUGGACGAGGAGGAGGACGAAGAGGAGCCCCCCCGCAUCCUGUUGUACCACGAACCACGCUCCUUUGAAGUAGGAAUGCUGGUCUGGCUGAAACACCAGAAGUACCCCUUCUGGCCAGCAGUGGUCAAGAGCAUCCGGCGAAGGGAGAAGAAAGCCAGCGUGCUCUUCAUUGAGGGGCACAUGGACCCGAAAGGGAGAGGCAUCACCGUGUCUCUCCGGAGAUUGAAGCACUUUGACUGCAAAGAGAAACAGGAACUUCUGAACGAAGCCAAGGAGGACUUCGACCAGGCCAUCGGCUGGUGCGUCUCCCUGAUCACGGACUACAGGGUCCGGCUCGGCUGUGGCUCUUUUGCUGGCUCCUUCCUGGAAUAUUACGCGGCUGAUAUAAGUUACCCUGUCCGCAAGUCCAUCCAGCAGGACGUGUUGGGGACCAGGUUUCCCCAGCUGAGCAAGGGGGACCCUGAGGAGCCUGUGACGGGGAGCCCUCAGGGAAGGAGGCGGCCUCGCAGGAAGGUCCUCCCCGACCGCUCGCGGGCUGCCCGGGACCGGGCCAACCAGAAGCUGGUGGAGUACAUCGUGAAGGCCAGGGGCGCCGAGGGCCACCUGCGGGCCAUCCUGAGGAACAGGAAGCCGUCCCGGUGGCUGAAGACCUUCCUGAACUCGGGCCAGUACGUGACCUGCGUGGAGACGUACCUGGAGGACGAGGAGCAGCUGGACCUGGUGGUGAAAUACCUCCAGGGCGUCUACCAGGAGACGGGCAGCAGGGCGCUGGCACGGAUCAACGCCGACAGGAUCCGCUUCGUCCUGGACGUCCUUCUGCCUGAAGCCAUCAUCUGUGCGAUCGCUGCGGUGGACGCCGUGGAUUACGAGACGGCCGAGGCGAAGUACCUCCGAGGACCUUCGCUCAGCUACCGGGAAAAAGAAAUGUUUGAUAACCAGCUCCUGGAAGAAAGGAGUCAGCGGUGCUGACGCUGGAGGGGCUGCCGCGCGGGUCCUGUGGCCGGUGGGUCCGUGCCGUCCUCACGGGGGCUGGAGUGUGCGUGCUUCUCAUCUGUGGCUUCUGUUUUCCUGGCUUUUUUUUGGAAGGUACAGUUCCUGAAAGGUUUUUGAAGCAAAUGUUUUUAUUUUCCUUCAUAUUACUAUUUGUGACUGUGCUGUAUUGUUUAACAUAAGGUGCACAUUUGUUUUUUUAUGUUAAAAAGCAUUGUAUCCAGUAUUAAAGAGUUUCAAAACA
Panthera uncia (snow leopard) is the source of this 2693-nucleotide messenger RNA. RefSeq names its product PWWP domain containing 3A, DNA repair factor (gene PWWP3A). Gene Ontology annotation, biological process: chromatin organization; DNA repair. Lineage: Eukaryota; Metazoa; Chordata; Mammalia; Carnivora; Felidae. The record is from RefSeq and is a predicted model, not a curated record. Gene Ontology annotation, molecular function: nucleosome binding. The transcript has 15 exons. Gene Ontology annotation, cellular component: cytosol; nucleus. Bases 173 to 2428 code for a protein of 751 amino acids.